This is a messenger RNA of Acanthochromis polyacanthus (spiny chromis), 1076 nucleotides long. It is a transcript of the gene tpt1, whose product is annotated as tumor protein, translationally-controlled 1. The coding region runs from base 131 to 643 and encodes 170 amino acids. NCBI's taxonomy places the organism in Eukaryota, Metazoa, Chordata, Actinopteri, Pomacentridae. Gene Ontology annotation, molecular function: calcium ion binding. The record is from RefSeq and is a predicted model, not a curated record. The transcript is spliced from 6 exons. Gene Ontology annotation, cellular component: cytoplasm.
CGAAUCACGCUGACGUCAGCAGGAUGUAAAUGCGGCGCCUCGCGGCCUCGUCGCUCUUUUUCCUCUCCCGUGCUGUUGGAGCUGGUGGCCUACGCUCUGUCUUCGGAAGAUUCACCACUGAAACAGCAAAAUGAUCAUCUACAAGUGCAAGAUAACCGGUGAUGAGAUGUUCUCAGAUAUCUACAAAAUCACAGAAACUCAGAGUGGACUCUUCCUCGAAGUUGAAGGAAAGAACGUUAGUAGGAAUGAAGACUUCGAUGAUGCUUUAAUUGGAGCCAAUGCCUCUGCUGAAGAAGUGCAAGAGUCCAACGAGUCAAGUACUGUCUCUGGUAUCGACAUCGUCCUCAACCACAAUCUGCGUGAGACAUCUUUUGAUAAGAAGGGAUACCAGACAUACAUCAAAGACUAUAUGAAGACUAUUAAGGCCAAACUGCAAGAAAGCGAAGCAGACAGAGUGGAAGGCUUCAUAACAACUGCCCCAGCGGGAGUGAAGUCCAUAUUGGGAAACUUCAAGAAUUUCCAGUUUUUCACAGGAGAGAGUAUGAACCCAGACGGCGCUGUGGGUCUGCUGGAUUAUCGUGAAGAUGGCAUCACACCAUACAUGAUUUUCUUCAAGGAUGGUCUGGAAAUGGAGAAAUGUUAACUACAUCUGCUACUUCUCCAACGAUUCGCAAGCAGACUGACAGAGCACGACUUUGCAUCAUGACUGAACGGAUACAUCCUUGUUCGAUUUCUUACAUAUUCACAUUAUGGCCCACAGUACUACUCCCAAAGCUGGAGGAAUCAAACGUGAUUGAUCACUGAAUAGUUUUAACUUAUUCUUUUCAACCUUUGCAGUGUUUGAUUUUUGUCCCAGGAUUGGCUUAGUUUUGUGAUUGAACUACAAGGCAGGACAAAGCGCUGACUUUGACUGGGAAAAAAAAAAAUCUUUUUUCAUCUGUCGGUGUACUCUUUUAGCGACGAUCCAUGCAGGUUAACAUCUCCAGACCUCUUUGUGUUUGGGUUCCAUUAAAUAAGAUUCCAUUUACAGUUAAAUGACUUCUGUUUUAAUUUGACAAUAAAAUGAAAUGCCACUA